Acanthosepion pharaonis is the source of this 1482-nucleotide messenger RNA. NCBI's taxonomy places the organism in Eukaryota, Metazoa, Mollusca, Cephalopoda, Sepiida, Sepiidae. The record is from the annotation of a GenBank genome assembly.
AUGGGUCCGACUUGCAUUGAACCCAAUCCUUGUGGACUGCAACCAUGCAAAAAUGGCGCUGAGUGCUUUAAUAAAGAUGAACACUUUUUCUGCGAAUUCAAUGCCUGUGGACUUGAACCCUGCAAGAAUGGAGCUAAAUGUUUCGAUGACAAAGACACUUAUAAAUGUGUAUGCGCCCCUGGUUUUAUGGGAAGAAAUUGUGUUGAACCAAACCCGUGUGGACUCAAGCCCUGCAAAAAUGGUGCUAAAUGCUUCAAUGAUGGUGAGAAAUACAAAUGCGUGUGUACAGCUGGUUUCAUGGGACCAAACUGUGUUGAACCCAAUCCAUGUGGACUGAAACCAUGCAAAAAUGGUGCCAAAUGCACAAACGACGGAACAGAGUUUAUCUGCACAUGCACACCUGGAUUUAUGGGAAAAACUUGCAUUGAAGUUAAUGCUUGUGGCCUGAAACCAUGUAAGAAUGGUGCAACCUGUACAGAUGUAGGAGAUAGCUAUAAAUGCACAUGCAGAAUGGGAUUUAAGGGACCAAAAUGUGAAAUCAUUGACCACUGUAUGUCCGAUCCAUGUAAAAAUGGCGCUACAUGUGUAAACCAUAAAGAAGGUUAUUUCUGUAAAUGCAAGCCAGAAAAUAAAGGAAAGAACUGCGUGAAAAUAAAUCCAUGUGGAUUGAAGCCAUGUGAGCAUGGAGGUAAAUGUAUUCCUGAAGGAAUCCAUUAUCGAUGUGAAUGUACGCCAGAAUAUGAAGGUCCUCGCUGCGUUAAACUAAAUGCAUGUGGACUUAAACCCUGCAAAAAUGGUGCCAAGUGCUUCAAAGAUAAGGAUACAUUCAGAUGUGUUUGUACAGCUGGCUUCAUGGGAAGAACCUGUAUCGAACCAAACCCAUGCGGACUUGAGCCCUGCAAAAAUGGGGCGAAAUGCUUCAAUGAUGGAAAGAAAUACAAAUGCGUGUGUACAGCCGGCUUCAUGGGACCAACCUGUGUUGAACUUAAUCCAUGUGGACUUGAUCCAUGCAAAAAUGGUGCCGAAUGUUUUAACGAAGGGGAGAAAUUCAGAUGUGUUUGCACAGCAGGCUUCAUGGGACUGACCUGUGUCGAACCAAACCCUUGUGGACUUCAACCGUGUAAGAAUGGUGCUAAAUGUUUCAACGUUGGAGAGAAUUUCAAGUGCGUUUGCACAGCUGGCUUUCAGGGCAGAACUUGCAUUGAACCCAACCCAUGCGGACUUAAACCUUGCAAGAAUGGCGCUACAUGCUUUAAUGAUGGAGAUGAGUUUAAAUGUGUUUGUACACCUGACUUUAUGGGUUUAACCUGUGUCGAACCCAAUCCUUGUGGCCUGAAGCCGUGUAAACAUGGAGCUGAGUGCUUCAACCGAGGAAAACAAUAUUACUGUAAAUGCAAACCAGGAUUUGAAGGAAAAACCUGCUCACAAUGUAAGUGUGAUCUUUUAGAUUUCGAAUCCGUUUACACGAUUUUGUAUACUUAA